UUCACCUUCCCUAUAUACAUCUCUCGUCUCAUCCAUCACAAACACACAAAAGAAAACAAAUUGUAAGUCGACAUGAGUUCCCUCCAAGACGCGAAAAAUGGGGCGGUGUUAGAGACGCAGUCGUCGUCUUCCACGGUGGUGGUACAUUCUGGUGAACCAUCACCGCUUAGAAAAAUCAUAUCCGUAUCUUCUAUCGCCGCCGGUGUACAGUUCGGGUGGGCUCUACAGCUAUCUCUCCUGACUCCAUACGUUCAGCUUCUCGGAAUCCCACACAAGUGGUCCUCCCUCAUCUGGCUAUGUGGUCCCAUCUCCGGCAUGCUCGUACAACCAACAGUCGGUUACUACAGCGACCGAUGCACCUCAAGAUUCGGUCGUCGCCGUCCCUUUAUCGCUUCCGGAGCCAUCCUCGUCGCCGUCGCUGGUUUACUCAUCGGGUACGCCGCUGAUCUCGGCAAGCUAGCUGGAGACAAACUCGACGAGACUGUGAAGGUACGUGCCAUAUGGUUCUUCGCUCUUGGUUUCUGGAUCCUGGACGUAGCCAACAACACUCUCCAAGGACCUUGCCGCGCGUUCCUUGCAGAUUUAGCCGCGGGGGACGCGAGGAAAACGCGGACCGCAAACGCGUUUUUCUCGUUCUUCAUGGCUGUCGGAAACAUUUUGGGGUACGCGGCGGGGUCGUACACCAACCUCCACAAGAUGUUUCCGUUCACGAUGACUAAAGCGUGCGAUGUAUACUGCGCGAAUCUCAAGAGCUGUUUCUUCCUCUCCAUCAUUCUCCUCCUGGUCCUCACCGUUGUGUCGCUCUACUACGUCAAAGACAAGCAAUGGGAGAAAGAAGACACAGACGUGAAAACUCCGUUCUUCGGAGAGAUCCUUGGAGCCUUCAAGGUGAUGGAGCGUCCCAUGUGGAUGUUAAUAAUAGUCACGGCGUUAAACUGGAUCGCUUGGUUCCCUUUUCUUUUGUUCGAUACUGACUGGAUGGGUCGUGAGGUGUACGGUGGAGACUCGGGAGGAAACGAAAUUUCGAAGAAGCUUUAUAACCAAGGAGUACACGUUGGUGCGUUGGGACUGAUGUUAAACGCGAUCGUUCUUGGGUUCAUGUCGCUUGGUGUUGAAUGGAUUAGUAGGAAAAUGGGCGGAGCUAAACGGCUAUGGGGAGUUGUGAACUUUAUCCUAGCAGUGUGUUUGGGCAUGACGGUUUUGGUUACAAAGUUGGCGGAUGAUCACCGGAAAACCGCCGGUGAAUUCGCCGGUCCGACCGGUGGCGUUAGAGCUGGGGCAUUGACUCUCUUUGCUCUUCUUGGUAUUCCACUAGCUGUCACUUUCAGUAUCCCCUUCGCACUAGCUUCCAUAAUAUCAAGUAGCUCUGGCGCCGGCCAAGGACUUUCAUUGGGAGUUCUAAAUUUGGCAAUCGUGAUACCACAAAUGGUGGUGUCACUUGGAUCUGGACCGUUCGAUUCGUGGUUUGGAGGUGGAAACCUACCAGGAUUUGUGUUUGGAGCUAUUGCAGCGGCACUCAGUGGCGUAGUCGCAUUUACCGUUCUGCCUUAGUUUUCUUUUACGUUUGUAUAUGUAUGUUUUAUCAAUGCCAGCUCUAAUAAUUUAAUACCCCCUAGACCAAGCACAAAAAU
Messenger RNA from Brassica oleracea var. oleracea, 1631 nucleotides. RefSeq names its product putative sucrose transport protein SUC6. Gene Ontology annotation, molecular function: sucrose:proton symporter activity. NCBI's taxonomy places the organism in Eukaryota, Viridiplantae, Streptophyta, Magnoliopsida, Brassicales, Brassicaceae. The transcript has 4 exons. Gene Ontology annotation, biological process: sucrose transport. The record is from RefSeq and is a predicted model, not a curated record. Gene Ontology annotation, cellular component: vacuole; plasma membrane. The coding region runs from base 73 to 1551 and encodes 492 amino acids.